GAAGUUAGAGAGAGAUGUGUAUGUAUGCAUGAGAGCGAGAGGAUCAGAGGAACACAGAGACAACACCGUCUUCAAAGUAACUGAAGUUUAACACAGGACAAAGGACUGAUCUGCAGUGAGCUGUUCCUCCACAUUUCAAGUUACACUGUUUGGCAAGUUGUGAUGGCUUCCAGUCUGCUGUCCAUCGUCUUCCUGGUUCUUCUCACCUGCACGGCCAUGGCUGCCGAACAUCCAGGCUGCAAGAUCCGCAUCACCAACAAGGGCCUCCAGAUGUUGAAGUAUGAGACUCAGAAGUUUGUGGAGGAGGAGCUCAGCAACAUCACCAUGCCCGAGAUGAAAGGAAAGGAGGGCCGCUUCCAAUACACCAUCAAGGAAGUAAAGAUCACAGAGCUGAACCUGACUCACGCUGACCUGAGGUUCCAGCCUGACCUGGGCCUGCUCUUUGAGGUGCAGAACUCCUCCAUCACUCUCAGCUUCGAGAGACGCAUCCUCUACUGGUUCUUCUUUGACACAGGCUCCAUCAACGCUUCUGCAGAAGGCGUGAACAUCCACACGGUCCUCCACUUCAUCAGAGAUGAGCAGGGACGCCUCAAGAUCAACAACGUCACCUGCGACGCCUCCAUUGCCAAAAUGCGUGCCAAGUUUGAUGGCACCUUAGGGAGGGUUUACGACUUCAUAGCAACUUUCCUAACCACAGGAAUGCGCUUUCUUCUCAACCAACAGAUCUGUCCUGCUCUGAACCAUGCCAGUUUGGUUUUGAUCAACUCUUUGUUGGAGACAAUUCCAGUGCGAACUGAAGUGGACAGUUAUAUCGGAAUCGACUACUCACUUCUGAGUGAUCCUGUGGUAACCUCGAGGAGCCUUGACAUGGACUUCAGGGGCAUGUUCUAUAACCUGAAAGAUGAAAACAACACCCUGGUCAACUACGCCGUCGACCCUGUCAUGAGAGAGUACGACCGCAUGGUGUACAUGGCUCUCUCCGAAUACUUCUUUGACAGUGGCAUGUUCUCCUACUACAAGGGGGGCGCAUUCCAGAUGCUGCUUGCCAAUGACAGGAUGUCAAAGGACCUGGAGAUGCUCCUGAGGACGACCUACUUUGGUUCUAUUAUGAUUAUGAACCCAGCUCUGGUGGACGCGCCUCUCUCCUUGCAUCUGGCCGUGACCUCAGCGCCCCGCACCACCAUCAAGACGUCGGGUGCGACCGUUGUCGUGAACGCCAUUGUUAAGGUGAUGCUGCUGCCGCCUGGCCUGCCACCUGUUCAGCUCACCAGCAUGACCAUGGAGGCCAAGUUCAAUGCCAAGGUGUCAAUGAAAGGAAAAAGGCUAGCGGUUAAUGCUGACUUGCGGAAGUUUAAGAUCUUCUCCAAUCAGUCUGCUCUGGAAUCCCUGGCACUCAUUCCCCUACAAGGUCCUCUGAAGACCAUGCUACAGAUCUCCGUGGUACCACUCAUCAACAACUGGACCAAAAAAGGGGUCCAGAUUCCUCUGGCAGAUGGGAUAGACUUCAUAGAAGAAGUGGUGGAGUACCACAAUGGUUACCUCAUCAUCGGAGCCAACCUGCACUUCAGCCAAGGUCUGAGGGAAAUGAUCGAGAGGAAGAUCCAGGAAAAGAGCGAGGAGAGUGUCUAGACAGAGUUCUGACAGGCACCAUGUAGAGAGCACAGCAGCACUCCUAUACCCUGAUGGGUUUGUGGUCCAAUAACGUAUUGUUUUUUACUAUGUCUCACAUGUAUAGCACAUUCUACUGUAAGAAUAAACGAUGCAAAUGUUUCGUGUACUUUACCAUGUAGAUUUCCAACCCAUAAGUACGAACAGUUCAGUGACAGUCAUGCUAAUGUAACGAUGAAUGUAAUGCAACUUGGGACCCCUAGUGAUGACUGCACAACAGUUUUAAACCUCAGUCAUGCAUUUAUGUAAUGCCAUUCUGUAAGAACCAAUUAAAGUGUCAACUAAAUACAAAAUAUCAAGACAUUUUUAUUUCAAGCAAUCAUUAGAUCAUUCUUGUGAACACAGCUGAAGCCUAUACAUUCCCUUGUAAUCAUAGUGUCUACAAAUGUUUCUAUGGAGGCACUAUCCUGUCAGACUGCAGUUCCUCUUAAAACAUGAACAGAUUAACAUAUACAGAAAAAGAAAACAAAAAACAAUCCAGUGCGUACAGAUCCCUUUGAUUUUUACAUAUAGUUAAAAAGGCCAUUACAAGAGCACAGAAGACAUUUUCCUGUACAAAUCAAGGCAGUCAGUAAACAAAUUGUCAAUCAGUUUCUCUCUAUCACGAUUACAGAAGGCUCUAAAAAUCUGCUGCUCUGUUACAGCAGCAUAUGUACCUGUCACAGUAGACAAAGAAGCAGACAAGUUUCAAGAUUCCUUGCUUAAUAUCUCACCUACAUAUGACCAACAGUGAUGGAAGAGUAUACCAACAAUACACCAUAUUGUUCCAUCAAGAUGUUGACAAGCCAAAGUGCCAUGCGGGGUCUAAAAGUCAGUCUGU
Molecule: messenger RNA, 2488 nt
Organism: Osmerus eperlanus (European smelt)
Lineage: Eukaryota; Metazoa; Chordata; Actinopteri; Osmeriformes; Osmeridae
Gene: pltp
Product: phospholipid transfer protein
Exons: 15
Coding region: 163-1629 (488 amino acids)
Biological process (GO): ceramide transport; phospholipid transport; high-density lipoprotein particle remodeling
Molecular function (GO): phosphatidic acid binding; ceramide binding; phosphatidylethanolamine binding
Source: RefSeq, a predicted model, not a curated record